Messenger RNA from Strigops habroptila (Kakapo), 6325 nucleotides. It is a transcript of the gene EPOP, whose product is annotated as elongin BC and polycomb repressive complex 2 associated protein. NCBI's taxonomy places the organism in Eukaryota, Metazoa, Chordata, Aves, Psittaciformes, Psittacidae. The transcript has a single exon. Bases 541 to 2673 code for a protein of 710 amino acids. The record is from RefSeq and is a predicted model, not a curated record.
GGCGGCGGGGCCGCGAGUGCGGAGCGCGGGGAAGGUGGGAAUAGCGCGGAGCCCCGGGGCUCCCCCCGCCUAGAUAUUCCACCCCCCCCAUCGGGAGCUUUGUUUGCUUAAGCACCUCAGGGGGUUGCACAGCGCAGGGGGGGCUGCGCUUGUUGAUUCUUUCCCCCCCUUCCCAAAUUAUUUCUGCAGGGGAAGGUGGGGUGCGCGGCCGCGGGUGGAAGCCGGCCGGGGGCAGCCGGGGGGACACAAGAUGUUUGACUUCUUUCUUUCUUUUUCUUCCUUUUUGUUUUUGGCUGGGGAGGGGGAAGACGAGGAGUCGAGCCCCGGUGCAGGCGGAGGAACUGGGUGUUCGGAAGAUGUUGCAAACCAUUGACUGGAGCGUUUGAAAGGGAGAUCGACUGCUUUGGCUUUUAUUUCCACCACCCCCCUCACCCCCACCUCUCCGAGGGGUAGGGAUGUGUGUGAUCAGGGAGUGGAAACAAAUAUGUCCUUAUUUUCAAUGGUCCCUUUGAAAGAGACAAAGUAAAUGCUCCUUGCAAAAUGUUCCUGACCUGCGAAGGGACCUUCGGAAUUGUUCCAGCCACCAUGGAUUACAAUGGGGAAGCCAGGCCGGGGGAUUUUCAUGCCGGCUAUCAAGAAAUCGAAGGGAUAAACUUGGGAUACUUACAGAUCAAUGGCACCCAGAUGUUUGCUUUGGCCCAGGUCCUCAGCGACCUGUUUAAGGAUAUCCCCAGGACCACCAUCAGCAAGAAGAUGGAAACCUUAAAGAUCAAGAGCCGACGCUGCGAUCUCAAGGAGCUCCGGACCCUCAAAGCCAUCAACUCCGUGCCCACCCGCGCCGUGAAAUGCUCGCUCAUCUCCAAGGCGGACCUGGAGGCUCUCUGCACCUCCUGCAAGAGCCUCGGCCCGCGGAGGAGGAAGAGGAAAAGGAAGAGCAAGAGGAGGGAGCAGCUGCUGCUGCCGGCCCCGGGGGGGCUCUUCCCCUGCCCCAGGCCCCCGCUGCUGCCGCCCUGCAGAGCCGGGGGCUGCUGCGCGCCGUCGGCGCCGGCCCCGCUGCUGCCGCAGCCCUUCCAUCGGGCCCUCCCCGCCGGCGAAGAGCCCCCCCGGGGCCGGCGGGGCUGCGGGCUGGCGGGCCGAGCCGGGGGGCUCUUUGCCGGGGUCCUGCCCAGCUGCCCCCGAGCUCUGGCGCGGCUGCCCCCCCCUUCCGCGGCCCCCCCCGUGCCCCCCGCCCCGCGCAAACGGGGGCCCUGCUGCGCAGAGCGGCUCUUCUCGGCGGGGGGGCCCCCCGCGGCCCCCGGGAAAGGCCGUUCCGCCGCUUUCCCCGGUUCCAAGCGGCAGGGAACCUCCGCCGGCUACUCCAGCGACUCGGACUCCAGCCUGGACUUCGGCGGGUCCAGCCCCGCCACCUCCAGCGACUCGUCGGAGGAGGAGGAGGAGGAGGAAGAAGAGGAGGAGGAGGAGGAAGGGGACAGCUCGUGCAGCAGCGAGGAAGGCAGCUCCUCAGAGUCAGAGAGCAGCUCGCUGUGCAGCGGGGACUCGGUGCAGAGCACCCGGUACAGGCAGGCGGCUCUGCCGCGCUUCCCACCGCAGCCCCCGCGGGAGCCUCUGGGUGAGGAGCGCCCCGUCGAGCCCCCCCUCCCGGGCGCGGGCAAAGCCCUGCGGCCUGACCCCAGCCUCCUCUUCCUCUCGCAGCAGCUCUGGGCCAGGACUUUGCGAGCAUCAACUUUGGAAAGUUUAAGCCCGGCUCCAGCCCUGGGCUCGGGGGCCCAGCCGGAGCCGUACGCAAAGCAGGAGGCCUCCCCUUCCUCCUCCUCCUUCUCCUCCAUCUCCUCCUCCUCCUCCCCCCCUCCCUCCCCGAGUAGCACCCCUGGGGGGGAUCCGCAACAAAAGGAGGGAGGCUUUGGGGACGCGGAGCCCUGCGCCAAAGGGGAGGAUUUGCACAAAGAUGCCUCGAACAAUGGAGCCUCGUUAGGCCCCGGUGAGCAGGCGGAGCGGCCAAGCGGAGCUUUACCCGGGCGAGCGCCUGCCCCGGAGCCGGCCCCGGCCUCUGUACCGGAGCUGGCGGGGGGGCCUGGCCCCGUGCCCCCUGGGGAUGGGGGGGAGCCCCGACGGGACCACUUCGACCGGCUGAUCCGGCAGUCCAAGCUGUGGUGUUACGCCAAAGGCUUCAACCUGGACGGGAAAAGUUUGCGGCAGGGCGGGAGGCCGGAGCCCGGCAGAGCUGCAGAGCUCCCCCCCACCGGCUGCAAACGGCCCGGGAGCCCCGGCGCCCCGGUGCACCGGGUUGCGAGGGGCAGCAGCGCGGAGGGGAGCGGCAAACGCAGCCGCCCUGCCCGCGGCACCGGCGGGGAGCGGCAGCGGGGAUCCGCCAAGGGGGGGGCACGGAAGGCUCCGCGGAGGAACGCCAGGAAGGGAAGCGCUCCUUGCAAACGCCUCGGCAACGCCGGGCCGGCCCCGCCUCGGAAUUCCUUCAGCCUCAUGGGCAACUUCCCUUGUAUUCCCUCCCUGGUCGUGGGGGAAGAUGGGGACUUGUGUCCUGCUUCUUCCCUGGGGGGCAAAAACUCUUGGGCUCUCUCCAAAACUCACCCGCUGUGGAGCUGGCACUUGGGGGGCAACGCCAUUCCGGUGCCCCCCAGCCUCAAGUUCCGGGGCUGUAGCUUGGAGGAUCUCUAAGGACAGCGCCCGGCCCGGAGGAAAGGUUAACGGGCAAGAGAUGAGAGCGGCGGGGAGGACCCGGGGGGGGUCCGGGCCGGGGGGUGUUUGGGAGCGGCCUUCUCGUCCCACCGGGCCAGGGGUCCCGGCCGGGCGGGGCUGCCCGAGGAACCGGGGGAGGGGAGCCGCAGGGUGCGGGAGCGUUUCGGGGGGCCCCGCUCUGGUCGUGUGGAGGAUAUGAUAUUUUUGUGGCCGUGUAUGUGCCGGGGUUCGGUGUUCGUUUCGUUUAAGGAUGAAGCUAAAACUCCGGGGGUGUCAAUGGACCCCCUCCCUCACCUCCCUUCCCCAUGGUCUCGGUGGAGGGUUAUUCCCUGCGAAGGGAUUGGGGAUGAACCGCGGAGCUGAGAGCGGAGGAAGGGGCCGCCCGGCUAAACCCGGGAGAGAAAAGAUCCAAUUUCUCCCUUUUCCUGCAUAAAUGCAUUGGAUUAAACUAUUAAUAAUGACACUCUGAGGGCAAUAACGGUGGCCCCGAGCACAGGCACCGGCGUCCGCUUGGGAUAGUCCAGGGAAAUGGGGAGCAGCGAUUCCAAAUCACGGCGUUACAGGGGGGCGAUGGUGAUUUCUGUCUGUUUGAGAGACGGGGAGGAAAAAAAAAGAAUAGAGCAGGAAAUUCAGUUUGUUAAACCAGGAUUCUUGGAGGGGAAGUGGUUUGAAACUGCUGCGCGUUUAUUAAAUAAAAGAAAGGAAAAUUAAACCUGAAAACUGAGCAGGAAAAGGGAGGUUUUGCCGGAUUUCAGCCCCUGUAGCCCGAGGGCAGCGUUUGGAAAAUCUUUCCUCCCCCACCUCCCCAGGAAAUCGGAUCCGGAGCAUUGGCAGGAGGGGACAGAUGGACAAUUUGAUCCCGGCCGAGCUCCGGAGCGGAAUGCGGGGAGGAAUGCGGGGGGAAUGCCUCUCCUCCGCGGAGGAAACCAUAUCCCAGUUUAACUUUCCUUGCGAACCAGUGGCUUUGUAACAGGCCCUUUUGACUAUUCCUGAUGUGAUUUCCACCCCGCUUUGGCAUCAAAGCCCGACGGGCUCUCUGAAGUCCGCUCUGGUUUGGGAAAUCAAAGCUGGUGCGUGGGGGUUCCCCUUUUUUUUCCUUCUUUUUUUUCCUUUUUUUUUUUUUUUUAAUUGAGGGGAAUAUGGGUUAUUUUUCCCUCCGUUCUUUGCAACAGAAAAUAUUCGCAGCCCACGGCCGGGAAUCGCUCAAUGCCCCCUCGGGAAUUUCUAUUGUUUUCCUCCAAAAUUUGGCUUCUAGGAAAAAAAAAAACCCCUAUAAUUAAUAAUAAUAAUGAUAAAAAUCCCUUUUCAGUGUCUUUUGCGGGAAGGGAAAAGGGAGGCCAAGGAGAAUCAUCGCAGGAUUCAAUAGAAAAGAUCCCGAUCGGGCCCGGCCCGGCUUGAUUUGGUUGGUUUUUAGUUUAAUUCCAUCAGUGGGUAAAAAAUAAAAAUGGGGGGGGGAGAGGAAAAAGACAUUUUUAAGGUCAAAGCGUAUUUUGUCUCUGUUAAUCGCUGUUUUUCUUGGAGAAGGGGAAUUGUUGCUGAAAGCAAUGUUUGUUUGACUUGGGUUUUUAGAGGCUUUUUUGGUUAACUGCGGGUUUUGUUUAUCCUCCCCCCCUCCCGUGCAGAAAAGGGGGUUCGGCUCCCCCAAAAUAUUCAGGUUUUAUCGCUGAGGACGCUCACCAAAAAAAUCACCCCCAACCCCCAACCCUGCGGGGGGGUGGUGGAGAAAAGCCGAUUUUUGGGAGUUUGCAUCCAGGAAUCAGGCAAAUCGGGGGGGUGGGUGGGGGGUGUGUCCUGCCCCGUGUGUCCCCGCACCCCCUAACUUGGGAAGGGGACAUGGAGAUGGGGGGCAAACGCUCCCGUUUUCCGUGUAAGCCCCGAGCACGAUCGCUCGCUCCCGGCCCGCAACUGCCCUAAAUCCGGAUCGGGUUAAUAAUGUAUUUUCUAGGAAAAAAAAAUUAAAAUGAAAUAAAAUAGAAUUUAAACUAAAUUGCGGGAGGGAGCCCCGACCGCACAAAGCGGCGGCCGCGCUCCGCGCCCGCGGAAAGCAGGCAGGAAACCCCGAGAUCCGCGCAGGGAAUGAAUGCUAAUAUAUAUAUAUUAAUGUGUGUGUAUAUAUAUCUCUAAAAGCAGCAACCCCCAGACUCCGCCGCUCAAUCUGAAACAGCCAAAUAACUCAGGAAUUCUUUUUGUUAAGGGAUAUAAACACCUCGGGAAGCGCGCAUGGGGGGGGUCCCUCCGCAUGUGCGGGUCCCUGGCUAUUUAUCUCAGUGUAUAUUUGCCUAUGGCCGUGUGGAUGUGCGGAAACCACGGCGAUUAAUUAAUACACGACAUGGGGGGACGUGAAUCAACCCGUAGGUAUUUAUGUGCCGAGCUGUGGGUAGGUGCAGGGAUCUGUAUAUAAUGCGGGAGGGUGGGGGGGGGGUUGUACCAGGGCUGUGAAUACAAUAUAAAAUACCUCAAAACUUGCCACCCCCUCUUUGAAUGGCUCCUCAAGCAGCAGAACGCUCCCGUUCCCAGCAAAUAAUAAUUAUUCUUAAUAUUAACCAUAAUUAUAAUCCCCGUUUUUUUUUUUAAACCUGUUUUAAAGGAAAUCAAGUGAUUUAAAUAAAGAAAAGUCAUCUUCCUAGCAAUCCUCUAGCAGGAAACUGUGUGUGUGGGGGGUGGCCUUGCAUUGAAAGUAAAUAGAAUUCAAAUUAAAAUGAAAAAGAAAGGAAACCCCAAAUUAUUAUCAGAAAUAGCCUAUUUUGACAUAAAACCUGAACAAACCAAGCGCUAGAUGAGUGGAAGAAGCAAUUCCUCUGCAGGACACAGUGAGCUCGAGGUUCGAGGGCUACAAACUAGUUCUGGUUUUGAGCAAAAAGAUCAACUCGCAUGGCCAGGACAGCGUAAAGGGUAUAAAGGCACCUUUCUAAGGUCGUUAGUGCGUUGCUUUAUCUCCAAACGGGUGCAAAAGAAGCAAAAAAAAAAAUCGAUUUUUGUUAUUUUAUUUGAUUUUAUUUUGUUCCCCUCAUAAAAACGUUUGUGUAGGUAGGAGAAAACCGAAAGUAUCUUGUAAAAAAAAAAAAAAAAAAGAAAAAAAAAGAAUACAUAAAAUAAAACUUUUAUGAAAGGGUGCUGCUUUUAAAAACGCAGCUUUAGACUCAGGAAAAGAAAAUAUCUCAGCUUGGAUACGGUUGUGGUGCUUUGUAAUCCCGGUUUGUGAGGGUUUCUUUUCGGGCUGGGGGGGUUCAGGGACCUUUGCUCUCUCUUUGCGUUGCUGGAUUCAAUAUUCCCACCCCUCUUCUGGGUUUAAAACUGUCCGUGACUUCUCUGCUGGACCCCCCCGGAUCCAGGGAUGCUUCUGCCCCCCGGGAUCAUUCCUUUUUGAGGGGUGCUGUGGGUGAGAAGGGGGGUAUUUCCCCAGGCUGGGCCCAUCCAGCGGCCGAUGCUGCCGUUCUCCUAAACCACGCAUUUCAAUACAACCGCCCAGGGGAGGAAAAGAGCCUUUUCCAGCCAUGGAUUGGGAUUUCUGCUUAGAUUUACUGUACCUUUAUUUAUUUGAAGUUGUUGUAAGUAUACGAUGAUGAAAGUGUUAAUUCCUGCGUGCAAUAUGGAAUCUAGGCUGAGAAAUAAAUAUCUUUUUUUGUUGGUU